This is a messenger RNA of Saccharomyces cerevisiae S288C, 1998 nucleotides long. RefSeq names its product Lmo1p (gene LMO1). The transcript has a single exon. The record is from RefSeq and is marked reviewed. The coding region runs from base 1 to 1998 and encodes 665 amino acids. Gene Ontology annotation, cellular component: mitochondrion; cytoplasm. Lineage: Eukaryota; Fungi; Ascomycota; Saccharomycetes; Saccharomycetales; Saccharomycetaceae.
AUGAAGCAUAACAGGCAGAUGCCAGAUGAAAGCUUGGAAAACAUAAAAGUGCUACUGAAUCCUAAAUUAGGAAAGCCAGUCAAGUCACUUACGAGUGCACAAUCAAAAGCUUGCUAUCAUACGCUGAUCAGUAAUAAAAAUUUGAACAAGACAAGUGAUGAAUACGAAAAGUUAUUGGCAAACUAUAUCCUCCUUUGUGAUGAAAAAUACCUAUGUAAAACCGUAAUUCCAGAUUCCCGAUUUUGGGCUAUAUUGUGUGAUAAUUGCCAAAAGCUAAGGUCAGAAACGUUGGUAGCAAAUCUCAUUAGGAUUUUUAAUGUAGCCCUUAAAUGCCAAGAUUCUAAUAAGAAUGAAGUUAUUGUGAGCAUCUGCCACAUCUCCAGAGAGAACUCUCAGCUCAUUGGAAUACUUUUACAACUUUUGUCCCAAAGACCUAUUCAUAUACCGUUGUUUACGGACACUAUACUAUGCAUAACCCUAUUUUUAAAAUGCUCACUUACAUUAUGUGAGACAUCACUAUCACACGCCGUAGAAUUUGUACCCAGAAUCCUCAUUUUGCUAUUUCAGUAUAACUUUCCAGCUUCCAUGUCUGAAUUACUUUACAUAGAAGACUUGCAACCACUAAUCCUUGAAGAAUUUGUACCGUUAAAGCAGAGGCUAAUAAAUUUUCUAUCUUCGGUUAGUAUUGAUGAUUAUUCCUGUUCGCUUAAAGCUGAUCUUCUUACAGCCAUCAAAGAUAACUCCGUAUUCCAAAAAGGGUUAGAAAUGGAAAUGGGCGAUCUUCCCAGUAUAAAUUUAUUAAAUGCGUAUGAUACAUUCACAUUCUUAAACAGUCCUAAUGGGUCUUUCAAGAGACUUUACACUGAACAAUUGUUGUUUGGCGAGAACGAUUUCCCUCUUUAUGAAGCAAUAUUUAAACUUUCAGACCAAUUUAGAAGACUUUUCAAUCUAAGUGGGAAAAAAGAGAACCAAUACUCAGACUCAGAGCGUGAUUUAAAAUUACAAAUUGCUACCGCUGUUCUCAAUCGACAAACAUGUUUUUACAAAACACUCGAGUUGUUUUUGAGAUUUUGGAUAGAAUCAUUAGCAAAAUCGCAAAGUGAUUUGGUUUCACUGUUAAAUUUAGCUAUUAUCACUUUAAAAUAUGUUUGUUUGUCAUCCAGUGAUUUGGAAGCAGCAAUACAGACGAAAUCCCUUCUCAAGACCCAAGUUGUUGCACUUGACUCUAUGAGAUAUAAAUUUGCAAGAACAUUACAAUUAGACUCAAUCAAAAAAGAACAGUAUCGAACCUGGUCAUCUAGUAUCGCUAGCUUCGAUACCAUGCUAUCAGGCCAGGUUCGUGAUUACGUUCGUCAUCAAAGACUUCUUCAAUUGCAAAAGGGAACGUGGGUUUACGCAGAGAACCCACUGAAUCCUGAAGCUGGCACGCCUAAAGUCUACUUCCUCAUAGUUUCAGAUAACCACGCAAAUUUAUUAGCCAGAGAAUUCGAAACACAAACAAACGAUUUACCUUAUCUAUUCGACAAUAAAAUUUUAACAAGUCCAGGUUCUGAGGCAUUAGCUAAUGGCAGAACAAAAGUUGUUGUUUUGAAACAUAUAACCUCUUUCAAAAGCAUAGAACUUACUACACCGAGUCGUCGGACGAGCAGUAAUGUUUACAUCAAAUUAGAUGAAGCCAAUGUGUACACUGGAGUUGAAUUAAAAGAUCGUAACGACAGGACAGUUUUGAAAUUUUAUUUAGACACAGAAGAGGGAAGAUAUAUAUGGCUAGACGGAUUGAAAUUGAUAUCUCCAUUCCAGCAUGAAGAUAUAUCAGAAGACACGAAAGAACAAAUAGACACUUUAUUUGAUUUGAGGAAAAAUGUUCAGAUGAUAAAUUUGAACGUUCGUCAGGACAUCAUAGUGCCUCCACCUGAACCAAGCGACGAGGACGAAGAUGAAGAAUUUUAUAACUUGGAAACGUUAAAGAAAGUAACCCAAAAUUUUUAUUUUGAUUAA